This is a messenger RNA of Salpingoeca rosetta, 1008 nucleotides long. Its product is annotated as sulfhydryl oxidase. The transcript has 4 exons. Bases 103 to 753 code for a protein of 216 amino acids. NCBI's taxonomy places the organism in Eukaryota, Choanoflagellata, Craspedida, Salpingoecidae. Gene Ontology annotation, molecular function: flavin adenine dinucleotide binding; flavin-dependent sulfhydryl oxidase activity. Gene Ontology annotation, cellular component: mitochondrion. The record is from RefSeq and is a predicted model, not a curated record.
CACACUCACUCACAAACACUCACAAACACGCACCACGUGUUGCAAAUUGUUGUUGUACACAACGGAUGACGACAACAACGCAAGCAAGCAAGACACUGCAAGAUGAGUGACGCGACCCACCAGCAACAACAGCAGCAGCAGCCGACAGGCAAGCCCGGGAAGCCGUGCCGGGUGUGCUCCGGCUUUGGCGAGAUGUACCAGUCGUUUGCAGCACAGAAGCAAGGCCAGCCACACUCUCAGCCACACCAGCAACAACGGCAGCAGCACAAGGAGCGGGGACGGGACGCGAGUCAGGGGGAACAACAGCAAGCACCAGCGCAGCGGCACCCGCAGGCAACAGCGUCAUCGUCGUCAGCGACGCCUGCGCCGCAACACAUGCCGACACCGACACGAGACGUUGUCACGGGCGAGGUGGAGUGCCCAGAGGACUCGUUUACGCUGGGGCGCAAGUCAUGGAGCUUGCUGCACACCAUGGCUGCGUACUACCCCGAUACACCGACCGACACGGACCAACGCGACAUGAAGGAAAUGAUGCGGCUCUUGUCCCGCUUCUACCCUUGUCGCGAGUGUGCCGAUGACUUUGGGGAGUACAUUCAGAAGGAUCCACCAGAUACAACCAGCCGCUCAGCGUUUGCCCAGUGGAUGUGCAAGGCCCACAAUGCAGUGAACGUGCGGCUCGGGAAGCCAGCCUUCGACUGCAGCAAAGUGGAUGAGCGCUGGCGUGAUGGGUGGAAGGACGGCAGCUGUGACUGAUGGGUGCAAGCGAGGCCGGCAGAGCACAAGGCCAGGCAGUCACGCGUGUACAAACAAGGGGAUUGGGGUGCUGUUGUCAUCGGUUGGUGUUGAUAGUGGGUGGCUGGUGGGUAUGGCUUGUUGCCUGCGCGUGUGUCGCCAAGAUGGUGUUUGCUUGGUCAUCUAAUCGUGGCGGCUCCAGAAGCAUGCAAGCAAGCGCGUGGGUAAGCCGCACCGCAGGCAGUUAUCGAAAGUAAACGCACAAGCACGGGCGCA